AUGUCAAAAUCAAAUAUAAUUUCAUCUCAAUGUCAGAUUUGUGCAGUUCCUGCCAUUCAUUCUUAUUAUGGUGUUAUAGCGUGUGGAUCAUGUAAAAUGUUUUUUAAACGAAACGCUGAAAAUCGAACUAAAACAUUGAAAUGUCAUUUUGAUGGUCAAUGUGAAGUGAAUAUCAAUACUCGUCAUGUAUGUGCUGCAUGCAGAUUAGAAAAAUGUUUUCAAGUUGGAAUGUGUGUUGAAUCGAUUCGAUGUUCUCAAACGCACAGAAAGAAAAACAACACUGCAUCAUUAGCAUUAGUUCAAAUGAGUAUUCAAAACAAUACACGAUCACAAAUGAUAAGAACAUUAAAUUUACUUGAACAAGAUCAAUCAUCAUUAACCACUAAUCAAUGGACUCUUCUAUCGAAUUUAAUUCAUUCAUAUGAUGAACAUAAUGCUCUAGCAACUGCACAAAAUUUUAUGAACGAAAUAAAUAGUUUACAUCCAAAAUUACGCUUCAAAAUUGAUGCAAGAAAAAUCGUUGAAUUUGUUACAGUUCUUUCUCAAACAAUAGAACCAUUUAUUCAAUCAAAUCAACAUUUUACGUCAUUACCUCGUCAUGAUCGUUCGAUUGUCUUGCGUGGAGCUGUUGAUAAUGUUACUUGUCUUGCUUCUGCUUUCAUCAUGCGUCAAUCUGAACUCAUCAACAAUUCAGCUUUUCGUAAUGGACUGGAGAUUACUUAUGGUACUAUUCCAUAUCAACUAAGUUUGAAAGUGAUUUCAUUAGUGGAUCAAGAUGUUGAUCUCGUUAAAUUAACAUUAUCUAUAUUUGCUUUUUGCACAAAUUGUUGUACUGUAUUCAAUGAAAAUACUUCACACACGUAUUUAAGAGAUAUUCAAUCAUUGUUAAAUAUUCAAAAUAUGUAUGCUGAAGUUAUAUGGAAAUAUUUACUUUAUAAAUACAAAUUUGAACAAUCGGUCAUACGUUUUACUCAUCUUAUCAGAACUAUUAUUGGUGCAAUUACCGUUAGAACUCUUCUACAGACUGUUCAAAAUCAUACUGAUGUCGUUGAAACACUUGUUAAUCAUAUCGAACAAGAACAAACAAACAUUAAUGAUGACUAA
Molecule: messenger RNA, 1104 nt
Organism: Rotaria sp. Silwood1
Lineage: Eukaryota; Metazoa; Rotifera; Eurotatoria; Philodinida; Philodinidae
Source: the annotation of a GenBank genome assembly